CUUGUCACUUGCCAUAUUAGGAGAUUAUUUCGUUUUCUUACGAAUUUGAUUUUAAUUCUUUCUCAAUCGUGAAACUAAACUGAUUGCGGAGCCCUAACAAUUGUUAACAAUGUGAACACAAAGCGACAUCUUUCUACGCUCCAACAAAAUAAAGUUCGAGAUACAUCGAUUCAGUUUUCAAACUGAUGGAACACCAUCCGUCAAAACAUGAUGACAUUACUUUGACCCUAAUUAUUUACAUUUUUUUCUUAGCAUAACGUCGUUUGCUUUUCCAUUUCUGUUUGGGUUUAGAACCUUGUCCUCUAAUUUUGGGAGAAUAUUUUCACGGAAUAAGUUCGGCUUCUAAUCAGUCAGGUUCUGAGUUUUGAAGAGUGAAUUCAAACUUAUACCCAAUUACUCCUUCACCGUGCUGUAAAUAUACGCGAAUGUUUUUUCUUCGAGUCGAAUUCAAAAACCUUGUGACAAAUUCCACGAUUAGACCAUGAAUUUUUUGACGCCAUCAGGGACUUGGGAUCGCAUUCAAUCACCACGAUUCCUAGAUUUCAACGCUGGCAUUCCGGAGGCCAAGGAUUCAUUUUUCGAACGCAAAGUAGACGACUCACCGUUUUCAAAAGAACAGCGAAAUGCUCAUAAUCCAAAACUACCCUUCGACGACGAAUGGAUAUUAACAAAAACUACCCAUAGUACAGAAAAAUUGCAGAUAACACCUCCGACACCGAUCUAUUUAGUCACCCCAAAAUGGGAAUCGUGCAGUGGUCCAGAGGUCAUUACCAGUACACCAGCAACGCACGUUGAGAAUGAAAAUUCUUCAUUGAAAAUGGCGUGGUCAAAAGUCCCGGAAAUCAAAAAUGAUAACGAAAGUCGAAAGGUCCUGCAAGCAGAAAACGGCGUCAGGAAAUUUCGGGCAAAUCCUAUUCCAUCGUAUCUGAAAAAGUUAUCAAACAAAAAGUUUCAGGGCAACACAUGCACCAACACGAUGGCUGUAGAGAGAAAAAAGCCAAGAGAAAAUACGCACGUUCCUUCUUCGGCUCCGUUCCGUCCAAUUUCGCCGAAAAAAGUUUCGCGACCCAGACCUUUUGUUUUGCAUUCAGAAUUAAGAGCGAGAGAAAGAAAGUUGUACGAGGAUUACAUCAAAGAGAAACAACGUCUUGAAGAAGAGAAGAAACAAUUAAUGGAAGCCAGUAUGAGAAAACGAGAGGAGUGGGAAAUUAAAAUGCUAAGAAAAUCGCUAGUCCCCAAGGCUCAGCCUAUAAGAAAAUACAAAGGGGUUCCCAGUCUUACUCCAAAACGUAAACUCACCGAACCGAUUACUCCCAUGGUCCUCAAACGACGUAGAUUUUUCUGAAUGUUGUCCAUAGUAAUUAAUAGACCGAUUUCUAAGAUUUUAUCUAUCUGAUCAUCAAAAAAAAAUGUAAACUGAAAAUAUGUAUUUCCUAUAAUUAUUCUGAUAAAAAAUUCGCUUGUUCUUCUUUUUGCUUUGUUCAAGGUAGCCAGUUUUAUUGUCCUUCGUAUAAUUCUGUUUUGUAUAUUCUCGAUCUGUGUAUUUGUAUGGCUUGUGUGUUCUUUUACAUAGUAAUUAACAUAAUAUCUUUUAUUCAUGUACAUAUAGGGCAUGUCAUAGAAUUUGUAUAUAAUUUAAUCAAAUAUAAAAAUAUUUAAAUGCUGA
Molecule: messenger RNA, 1666 nt
Organism: Athalia rosae (coleseed sawfly)
Lineage: Eukaryota; Metazoa; Arthropoda; Insecta; Hymenoptera; Athaliidae
Product: targeting protein for Xklp2 homolog
Exons: 4
Coding region: 482-1345 (287 amino acids)
Source: RefSeq, a predicted model, not a curated record